Messenger RNA from Toxotes jaculatrix (banded archerfish), 1709 nucleotides. RefSeq names its product glucose-induced degradation protein 8-B homolog. Gene Ontology annotation, molecular function: protein binding. Bases 97 to 783 code for a protein of 228 amino acids. Gene Ontology annotation, biological process: proteasome-mediated ubiquitin-dependent protein catabolic process; positive regulation of canonical Wnt signaling pathway. The transcript has 5 exons. Gene Ontology annotation, cellular component: cytoplasm; nucleus. The record is from RefSeq and is a predicted model, not a curated record. NCBI's taxonomy places the organism in Eukaryota, Metazoa, Chordata, Actinopteri, Toxotidae.
GAAACAGGCGGAGGAAGAAGAAGAAGAAGCAAAAUCGGUUCCCCUCCGCUAGCUAGCUAGCUACUGCUGGGAAGUAGCGACAAAAUUUUCAGGAUAAUGAGUUAUGCAGAGAAACCGGAGGAUAUAACAAGGGAAGAGUGGAUGGAUAAACUCAACAAUGUCCACAUUCAGAGAGCUGAUAUGAACAGGCUCAUAAUGAACUACUUGGUGACAGAGGGCUUCAAGGAAGCAGCAGAGAAGUUCAGGAUGGAGUCUGGAAUAGAGCCCAGCGUGGAUUUGGAUUCCCUAGAUGAAAGAAUUAAAAUCAGAGAAAUGAUCCUGAAGGGGCAAAUCCAGGAUGCCAUUGCAUUGAUCAACAGUCUGCACCCAGAACUGCUGGAUACUAACCGUUACCUCUACUUUCACCUACAGCAGCAGCAUCUGAUCGAGCUGAUUCGUUUGAGGGAGACCGAAGCUGCCCUUGAAUUUGCCCAGUCUCAGUUAGCGGAGCAGGGGGAGGAGAGCCGAGAAUGUCUGACCGAGAUGGAGAGGACACUGGCCCUGCUGGCAUUCGACAACCCUGAGGAGUCACCUUUUGGAGAUCUACUCAAUAUGAUGCAAAGACAAAAGGUGUGGAGUGAAGUGAAUCAGUGUGUGCUAGACUAUGAAAACAGAGAGUCAACACCCAAACUUGCCAAGCUCCUGAAACUACUGCUGUGGGCUCAAAACGAACUGGACCAAAAGAAAGUGAAGUAUCCUAAAAUGACAGACCUCAGCAAGGGAACAAUCGAAGACCCAAAAUAAGGACCCACAGUGAAAACAUACCCCACAGCAUUAUAAAAUGGACACAUUUCCUUUAUCUAUUUAUACCCCAACAAACUGACUCAUAUAGAGUACAACCUUUUCUUUUUGUAAGGGUUGCUUUUUGAUACUUUAGUAAUUUAGAAUGUGCAAACUGGAUUGAUGGCAUUUUAAGAUGACUUCUCACACUAAAAUAACAUGCAUACCCUUGUUUCACUUAUUAUUACAAUUUACAUACUUGUUUAUGUAAAAUUAGUAUAUUUCAGUUACACUAGUUUUUCUGUCUGUUGGCAGGGAAAGUUGGCAUAGGAGGGUGUGAAUUAAGCCUAAAUUAGGCUGUCACUUUCUGUGUGUGACCACUUAGAAAGGGUUUGAUGUCAGGGAAAACUGUUUGGUUCAGUGUGCACUGCCUCAAAUAAACAUACUUUUUCGUUACAAAAAACAUACACAUUUCAGCUAGUAGUUUCUUAGCUAGUACUCUAUUUGACGGCAAUAGCCAAAGCAAGAUACUUGGGAUGUUUCAAACUACUGUGACUUUGAAAGUUAUAUUCAACUCUAGAUUUGUAUUGCAUUACUGCUUAAAAUAUGUCAAAAACAUGCUUAUAACAAGAGGAACAAAAAGAUCAACUUUCAACUAUACAUCACAGUAGCAAUCAACCGUUAGGACAAGACAAGACUCCUGGAAUGCUUUAAACUUUGCAGCGUACUGUGACUGUGCAAGCUUAAAGGCAGCCUCAGUUUCAUAUUGUUAUAAAACAUCACAGAUGAUAUUAAAAGAUGUGAAUGGAAGCAUCCAUGUCCACAGACGUGGAGACACUUUUACAGAUGGAUUAUUUACACGUAUGGAAUAAGUAGUUCUUUUGCAAAAUUUGAUGUGUUUUGUUUUUGCUGGUAUAUUAUAUUGCAAUAAAAGUGAAUUUUUAAACUGG